AUGAUGGAUCAAUUUUCCGAAGAGGAGAGGAGCUUUGGAAAGAGAGCCCUUCCCUUCCUGCCAGAUAGAGACAGGUCGAGGAAGAGAUCGCGAUACGAGGAUUUCUUGGACCAGCCACAGCAAUCUUCCUCGUCGAGCUCGCUUGAGAAGUCGACAAACAGCAGCCAGACUCCCGCCCCUCAAUCGCGCGAAUAUCAGCAGAGUUAUCGGCCUCAAGAUCCUCGUGCAGCUGCCGUCUCCUCAAGGCCCUCACAUACCGCAGCCAGCAAUGGACAGUAUGUUGAGCCCACAACACAGCAGGGGCAAAAUGCGGAAUCGUCAACGCGCUCGGAGCAUUACAGUGUACAGAGGAACUAUCAAGGACCUACGAAUCUGGGAGGUAAUAGUGGACCCGGUCUCGGAGUGGGCAACCAGGUUUCAGAGCGGGCAUAUCAACGCGGGGAUGAACGGUUCAUGCAGGACGUGCGGCCGCAGCAGAAUCAUACCAGCCAGAAUCAUGCAGCACAAGAUGGGCGAUAUACUAGGGCACAAGGAGAGACUGGUGAUCGUAGUUGGUCGCAGGAUAUAGAGUGUGAAUCUGACGAGAACGACUUAAAUGGCGGUGUAGAUACCCUGGAGAUGGUGCGACAGCGGCCUUCUAGCAACGAAGUUGGCGGUUGGCGACGGAAUGAAGUGAACGAUCGUGACAUGCCAGAUGCCAUGAGAAUGGAGGAAGGAAAAUCCAACGGUGCCUUGUCGGGACAAGGGGCUGAUUUGCUCAGGAGGUCGGAUACAGGAGAGGAUGGUGCGAGGGUCCCUGGCAGGUUUCAUGCAGCGAUCGCCGGCCAAGCAACACGAGAGGAGCAGAAGGAGAAGACAGCUGAGCUAGGACGCAUGAGUUUGAAAGAGGACGUGGCACAGAGAGAAGGGCAGCAGGCAGCAGCGAAAAUGGUGCCAGAGCCUAUGGGAGGCGGGAGGCAGCCUGCAGGGGCGGCGGCAAAGCAACGGACCGAUGAAGGAGCAGGAGGGCAGCAGAUAGGGAAGACGAUGGUGACGAAACCAGCAGCAGGAGCAGCAGCAGGGGCAGCAGGGGCAUUAGGAGCAGGAGCAGGAGCAGGAGCACAGAAGUCUGUCAACGAGCGAGUGGUGCCGGUGGUGGCUGAGGCUACGGGAGAAGGAGAGCCUAAGAGAGAAGGGCAAGCGCAAGGAACGACAAUGACAGCAGCUGCAAGGGCAACGAUGGGAGAAGGAGCGCAGGGAGGAGUGCAGGAGGGGGGAAUGGCGACGAUGAUAAAACCUGUGGCAGAGGGAACAGUGCAGCUGCUGCAGCAGCAGCAGUACCAGCAGCAGUACCAGUACCAGCAGCAGCAGUACCAGCAGCAGCAGCAGCAGCAGCAGCAGCAGCACCACUACCAUCACCCGCAGCAGUUCCAGCAGCAGUACUACUAUCACCAAAACUACCAGCAGCAGUAUUACCAUCAGUACUCCCAGCAGCAGCACUACCAGCAGCACCAGCAGCAGCACUACCAGCAGCACCAGCAGCAGCAGGAGAACGGAGCACGGGUUUUGACCCCUGCUCCUGCGGCAGUGGCAGCAAAGACAGGAGCGGGAGCCGAGGCAUGGAGGGCUGAAGAAGCGGAACAGCAAGGAGGGCGGCAUCAGGCAGAGUCGUUGGCAGUGCCGGCACAUAUAAAGGCUGAAAGGCAGGGGCAGGAGAGGGGGCAGGGCAAAUCAGUGGCAGCAGAGACAGAAACACAGGGACAGAUAACUUCAGGCCUAGCAGAAGUGGAGCAGAGAGAAGGGAAGCAGCUGGGAGGGGCGGCUGCGAAGGCUGUGGAGGCAGCAGGAAGGCCGGAGGCAGCCGGUCAGGAUCCGGAAGUGACGAGACCAGCAGGCGCAGGAUCACAGGGAGGGUCUCAGAUGGCGACACCAGGGGGAAAGGCAGUAGGAGGAUCGGACGGUGGGGGACAGCAACAGGGAGGAGGAGGAGGAGGAGGAACAGCGGCGGCGGCGGCGGUAGCAAAGACAGCAGCAGCAGCACAAGGGGUCCAACCGCAGCAGAGGAAGGGGAUGGCAGCGGCAGGGGUAGCAGCGGCAGAGGCACAAGGGGGGACGGGGGCAGUGAAAGCAGCAGGAGCAGCGCAGGGAGGGCAGCAGCAGGGAGGGGCGACGGCGGCAGGGGGAAUACAUGGGAAGACGCAAACGGAAGCGUCGAUGGCAGGUAACGCAGGAGCAGCAGCACAAGGGGCUGCAAAGCUGGAAGGAAGGUCGAUAAAGGUAGAAGGAGGGGCGCAGCAGAUGGAUACAAGGGCGGUAGAUCGAGCGAAGGCAGGAGGAGCUGGGGCAGAGGAGCGUGGAGGAGGGGCAGGAAAGGAAGGAGGAGAAUCGUCGCAGGGAGGAUCAACGCACGGGCAAGCAUCUCCCUCCAGUUCUGAGAUGACGGCAGUGAAUCCGGGAGAUGCUGGUGGAGAAAGAGCAAGACAGAGAACAGAGAAGAAAAGGAUAACGGAGGAGGCGGACAGAACAGAGGCGGACCCCUCCAGUAGCCAAGCUGCUUCAAGUCAGAACAUGAUCGAGGAGGAGAGGAGAGUCGAGGGCUCGUCGAGGGAUGAAACCAGGACGGGGAGGGAGGUGGACGCGAGCGGAGGGCAGCACGGAGGGCUGGAGAAGGACGAAGAUUGCCAGCUCAUCAUGAAUGCGUUGCUUCAAGAGCGGCUCGACCUGAACCCCACCAGAGAUGUUACAAGGAUGGUCCGGUGGGAGGAGGUGUACGAGCUCUCAGCUGGGGCCCUGCAGGAGGAGAUCGAGAAAUCGAGGAGCAGGCUGGCCAGCACGAUUGCCCAGUACCACACGAGUCAGUUCCCCUCUCAGCUGCAGAACGCGAUCAGCGCAACCCAGAGGAUGUCGGAGGCUAUCUGGAGCAAGGUGACAGCAAGAAUCGGAUGCGACAGCUCUGCUGGAGUCUUUACUUCCGGCACGAAGGUGGAGUAG
Molecule: messenger RNA, 2970 nt
Organism: Guillardia theta CCMP2712
Lineage: Eukaryota; Cryptophyceae; Pyrenomonadales; Geminigeraceae
Exons: 7
Coding region: 1-2970 (989 amino acids)
Source: RefSeq, a predicted model, not a curated record